CUCCCCUUUCACACACCCCUCUCUCUUACAAAAAAAAAAAAAAAUAAUAAUAAUAAAUGUGGCUAAAACUCUUCACCGUCUUUUUGGUUUUACAGUCGUCGUUCCUCCUGCAUGGCGUCGUUGCCCAAACCGGACCACCGCGGCCGAACCCCACUAUCACGAGGAUUCGACCAAGGCCGUCCCUGAUCCCACCGGGCGUCAAGCUAAUGCCCCGGCGCCCAAAUAACAACCCGGGACCUCUAGCCAACCGAGCCAGAAUCCUAUACAUAACUCAAGAGCUAAAAAGAAACAUCACCUACGACCCUAAAGGGUACACCAAAACAUGGGUUGGCAACAAUUACUGCCUCUUCAAAGGCUUCUUCUGCGACGUGGUUCCUGAUCUUAACAUCACUGGCCUAUCCUCCAUUGACUUCAGUGGCGCUAGAUUUGGUGGCCCUUUCUUGAACUUCUAUCGUUUCAUUCGUAAUUUGCCGGACAUUGCUCUUUUUCAUGCCAAUUCCAACAACUUCACUGGCGUUAUUAACCGCAACAUCAACAAAUUACGGUUCUUAUACGAGUUGGAUUUGAGUAACAAUAAGUUCCUUGGUGGGUUCCCUGGAUACGUCCUUGGAGCUAAUAAAUUGUCGUUUGUGGACUUCCGUUUCAAUACUUAUAACGGGUCGGUUCCGUAUCGGUUGUUUAAUAUUGAUACGGAUGUGUUGUUCAUUAACAAUAAUGGGUUCGGUGGAAGGAUCCCGCAAGCCACCUUCGGUAACACGCCCGCGCUUUACAUCACACUUGCUAACAACAAGUUUACAGGUCCAAUCCCUCCAACCAUCGGGCGAGCUUGGAGAACUCUUCGGGAAGUAUUAUUCUUAAAAAACAAACUCUCAGGUUGUUUGCCAUUCGAGAUAGGUUAUUUGGUAAAAGCCACAGUAUUCGACGCCAACACCAACAUCUUAACAGGUCCAAUCCCGCAAUCUUUCGGCUGCUUAUUUAGCCUCCAGAUUCUAAACUUGGCCAACAACCAGUUCUACGGACCCAUCCCAGAAUCCCUCUGUAGGCUUCCAGAUAUCUACAACAUCACUCUAAGCAACAAUUACUUCACAAGAAUCGGCCCACAGUGCCGAAAAUUAGUCACAGCCCAAAGGCUCCACGUACAAGGCAACUGCAUUCCGGGCUUCCGAUUGCAAAAAACACAAGCCCAAUGCGCCACGUUCUUUGCCAAGCCCAGGAGCUGCCCUCGAGCCAACACGUUCAACUAUGUCCCAUGUACACUUCCCACGGCGGCGCAACUCAAUGCGGCUGCUGUUACUUCUGUGGAGAAUAUGGUUCCUCCUUCACCACGCUCCUAUGCGGCGCUUGAAAGGCCUCAUCCGCACCAUUGAUUGUUUACUACUACUACUUUUUCUUUUAUUUUCCUUGGUGCCUCCUCCAAUAAAAUUACGAUGAUUAAGAUUUGGGUUUGUGAUUUCUACGUUUUAUUUGUUUUAUAUUUUUAUUUUCUUGCUGCGUUUGAUGCCCAAUGUCACAAUGUGCAUUAUCCUUUUUAAGUUUUAACAUAUUCUGUAAUUGAGUGUUUAGUUUGAUGGUUUGAUGUUAAUGGAAAAUAUGGUUGUCUGUCUUCUUUUA
Messenger RNA from Benincasa hispida (wax gourd), 1611 nucleotides. RefSeq lists its product as uncharacterized. The record is from RefSeq and is a predicted model, not a curated record. Lineage: Eukaryota; Viridiplantae; Streptophyta; Magnoliopsida; Cucurbitales; Cucurbitaceae. Gene Ontology annotation, molecular function: protein binding.